Messenger RNA from Auanema sp. JU1783, 3396 nucleotides. The record is from the annotation of a GenBank genome assembly. Lineage: Eukaryota; Metazoa; Nematoda; Chromadorea; Rhabditida; Rhabditidae.
AUGUCUGAACUGCGCCGACGAUCAGCUCGUCUUCAAGCUGUUGAAGUAGCUCGAUCUAGGCAUGAAGAACAGAAAAAGGAUGAACCUACAGUUCCUAUACCCAAAACAACUAAGGGACGUCGUCGUUCUGAUCUUGUUAAAAUACCCAAAGAGCCUAUAAGACCCGUGACUCCGGAUGAAGGUGUUGUGAGCGAAGAGAAAGACAACAGUUAUUCCAAUUCUCCCAACAAAAAGCUGAUAGCGCCCAAAGCAGUUAAGCCCUCUGCUGUAAAGGCUCCUGCGAGGAAAACUCGGACGAAAAGCUCUGCAAACGCUAGUUCCCGCCUAUCUGAAGAUACUGAAGAUACGAAAGAAGAAAUGCCUAAAAAGCAGGAAACAAAAAGUAAAGCAAAAGCUCCAGCUUCAAAAGCUCCUGCUUCUAAAGCUUCUGCUUCCAAAGCCAAAUCCUCCGGAACAGCACGCUCCAGGGCGAAACGGGCGUUGGAAAAGAUCGAGGAUACUGAAGAAACAAAUGAGCCAGAGCCUCCAAAAAAAACCAAAGCUGAACUGAAGAUUGAGAAUGAUCCCAAAAAAGAAGAAUUGGAGGAGGAAGAGAAGCCUUCACAAUUGAUAGAGAGAGAAAAUGCGACUGAAGUUACCGUUGAUAAACAAGAAAUUGACGUAAAGCAAGAUGAAGAAGAGCAUGAAGAAAAGUAUGGAGAUGAAGAUGAGAAUGGUGAUGACGAAAGUAGCGAUAAUGAAGAUACUGAAGGAAUGGAUAGCUCUAUUCCUUUCGGAAAUGAAAGCGAAGAUGACUUCGUUCCACAAAAGAAAGUAGCUUCCAGUAAAACCCGCGCGAACCCAAGCACAAGCAGGAGCACAAGAAGACCACGCGCAUCUGCUGUCAAAGCUCGUAAAGGAUUUACUGUAAAACUGAACGAUAGUCAAGAUUCUCUAUCCAGUUCAUCCUCAUCCGAUGAUAGUGAAGUCAGCGAGUUUAAUACUGAUGUAGAAGAGGAGAUCCAGAAAGCUCAAGAGGGCACCGAUGAAGACAUUUCUUUCGGUAAUGAUGCAGAUGAGGAAAUAGCGGAAGAAGUUAAUGAUUUGGCUGAUGAUGACGACGAAGAUGAUUUUGUUCCGAAAAAUCCACGCAGGAGGGGAGGACCAACGCAAAAACGAGCUUCCUCUAAUCGUGCAAGCUCAUCGAAGUCUAAAUCGAGUGGUCCAAGCAGUGAGAACUCAUACAUUGUUUAUAAAUUUUCUUUGUUCAAUGCAGAAUCAUCAAAUAGGACCAAAACAGUUUCUCGAAACAGCAAUCGUAGUUCAAAAGCUUCUAAAGCUCCAUCUGGACGAACUCACCUACAGAAGAAAACUGCUCAGCCUUGGCAGAAAAAUAUUUCAUAUGACGAUCCCCGUUCUGGCCGUAAGAUGUCCAAGGGUGAGAGAAAAAUGCUGGAAUUCAGGCAGCACUCGUGUAUGCUGGCUUCUGGAAGGCUUUAUGAAAUGACAAUGGAAGAAGCCGCCGAGAUAGUUCAAAGCUUCCGUGAGCAAGCUCGUAAAAUUAAAGAGACAUUGAUUUUGGAGGGCAACAGUGAAAAACCUGAGGCAGAAGCUAAUUCCUCUUCGGAAGAUGAAUGGGAGGAGAUGGAAGCUUUCGACAACACUGAUAUCACUACAAGAGUGGAAGUUACUGUUGAGAAACAAAAAGCGGAACCUGACUGGUGGGCGUUUUAUUUACGACAAGAAGUCAAUAAAUGUAUCCGAGAAAAUUGGGAAAACACUCAUAAGGCUCAUCUUCUGUGUUAUAUUGCUCACUUACAACAUAUUCAUAAAACUGUUACAGUUGAAACCCUUAUACCAUCUCUCUUACUAACCCAGACUACUGGUGAACUGAGAUCAUGUAUAGGGGAACCUUCGACUCUGAAAACAAUUAAGAAAAUCAUUAACUGGUACACAUCCACUUACAAGCCUACUCUUGAUGAUAUAGGAGUUGAUCAAACUGUUCUAGAUGAUGUAAAUUAUCGUGAAACUGCUCAUUAUGCAGCAUUAGUUACUGCUCAAAAAUAUGAAACUGAUUUGGAGAGAACAGCGUUGCUUUUUGCGCUAUUCUGUUCUUUUGAUUAUAUAUGUCGCGUCUGUGUCAAUGUUAGACCAAUCGCCCGAUCUUGGAACCUGGAGACCAUCGAGAAGUACAUUGAGUUGAAAGAGAACUUUAAUAAGAAGAGUUUGCAUGCGAACAGAGAUAUCCAAGAUUACUGGGUAGAAGUAUGGGAGAGCAAACUGAAUCGCUGGAUUUGUGUGAAUCCCACUACUUCAGUUAUUGAUGAACCUAAUGGGAUUGAAGCUCUCAUCCGUGAGCCUAUUUCUUAUGUGUUUGCGAUUGAUAAUCAUAGAGGAGUUCGGGAUGUUACUGCAAGAUAUGCUAGCGAUUAUGUCAAGCCUUACUUCCGUCGUCGUCGAUGUGAUAAACCGUGGUUGAUCCAAACUUUGCGAAAAAAGACUCUCAUCGCCAAUAGAGAAAGGUCCCAACUUGAAGAUGUUCAUUUCAAAACUGAGUUGGUUAUGCGGCCGUUGCCAACUUCUUUAGCUGAGUUCAAGAACCAUCCUCUAUAUGUCUUGGAGAAAGAUUUAUUGAAAUUUCAAGCACUGUACCCUCCUAUUGAAAAACAGAAACCUAUUGGAGCUGUCAAAGGGCAUAAUGUUUAUCCUCGUGACACAGUAUAUACUUUACAAAAUGAGAAACGUUGGGAGAAAAUGGCUCGAAGUAUCAGAAAAGGUGAAAAGCCUUACAAGACUGUAAAAGCUCUGACUGAUCCUCGUAUUCCGGUUGAAGAAAGAGAGCAACUGUAUGUCGGAAUUUAUGGCUACUGGCAGACAACUCCUUUCAAACCUCCCGCUGUUAAAAACGGUAAAAUACCUAGGAAUGAGUUCGGGAAUGUGUACAUAUAUCAACCUUCAAUGGUCCCCAUCGGCACUGUUCAUCUCCGCUUGAAUGGGUUACCCAAUAUCGCCAGAAAAUUGAAUAAGGAAUGUGCUCCUGCCGUUGUUGGCUGGGAUUUCCACAGUUGUAGUAAUUAUCCAAUUGUUGAAGGAGCCUGCGUUUUGGAGAAGGAUGCUGAUUUGUUUGUAAAAGAAUGGAACAGACAAGAAGAAAUCAGGAUAGAAAAAGAGGCAAAGAAACAACGUGAUCACGCAUAUGAAAAUUGGAAAAAAUUGAUUAAAGGAAUGCUGCGUUUGCAUUAUGUCAAGACUCGCUUCGGAGCUGUUGACCAGGUCGCACCGAAAAAAGGAAAGAAGUCGCAGAAAACGGAAGAGAGCACUGCAUGUGAUGAUGCUCCACCUGUAUCUACGAUUAUCGAUAGAACCAAACAAGCCUCUACUGUAGAAUUUACCCUGGACCGUCUAACCAAGUUUUAA